AUGGCGAAGCGCUUGGUCCCGACGCUCAAUCGUGUCUUGGUGGAGAAGAUUCUUCAACCGUCGAAGACCGUCUCCGGCAUUCUCCUACCGGAGAAAUCUGCUCAGUUGAAUUCCGGAAGAGUCAUAGCAGUUGGACCUGGAGCGAGGGACAGAGCUGGGAAUCUAAUUCCGGUUUCGGUUAAGGAAGGAGACAAUGUCCUUUUGCCUGACUUCGGCGGUACUCAAGUCAAGCUCGGAGAGAAAGAGUUCCUUUUGUACAGGGACGAAGAUAUAAUGGCUACUCUUCAUGAUUGA
Microthlaspi erraticum is the source of this 294-nucleotide messenger RNA. Lineage: Eukaryota; Viridiplantae; Streptophyta; Magnoliopsida; Brassicales; Brassicaceae. The record is from the annotation of a GenBank genome assembly.